Lontra canadensis (Northern American river otter) is the source of this 2530-nucleotide messenger RNA. Its product is annotated as KIAA0408 ortholog. Lineage: Eukaryota; Metazoa; Chordata; Mammalia; Carnivora; Mustelidae. The transcript is spliced from 5 exons. The record is from RefSeq and is a predicted model, not a curated record. The coding region runs from base 27 to 2105 and encodes 692 amino acids.
CCUUCACUAACACUCACACGGUUGCCAUGGACAUGCAUAAGCAGUGGGAGAACACAGAGGCUAACUGGCACAAGGAAAAGAUGGAAUUACUGGACCAGUUUGACAACGAAAGGAAGGAAUGGGAGAGUCAAUGGAAAAUCAUGCAGAAGAAGAUAGAAGAGCUUUGCCAUGAAGUAAAGCUUCGGAGGAAAAUCAACAUGAAUGAAUGUGCUAAGAUCAUCAGUCAUGAUCGUGAGAAAGCAAUUCGAGAUAAAGUGCUAGAAUCUCCAAAUGACCCCAUUUCAGGGCGAUGUGAAUUUACAGGGAUAAAUCACAGGGAUGGUCUGGAGAAAGAAAAUAAAACAGAGCAGAGCUUACUCUGUGAGGGAAAUCAAAUGUGUAAGGAUCAAAAAGCAACAAAAAAAUCACAAGUAGGGUUUAUGGAUCCUUUGGCCACAGAGAACCAAAAAGAUUGUGAGGCCUGCCCUGGUCCGAGGACUUGGAGGGAAGAGAGCAGGAGGUGUUCUGGGGCCCUCAACUUGGCUCUUGAAGAACUUGCCAAAGUUAGUGAAGAGUUAUGCAGCUUUCAAGAGGAAAUCCGAAAGCGGUCCAACCACAGAAGGAUGAAGUCAGAUUCGUUUCUUCAGGAAAUGCCAAAUGUAAUUAAUAUGCCUCACAGAGACCACAUGGUCAAUGAUGGCCAGGGCAUUCUUCCCCUCAAUUUAGAAAAAGAAAAGCAGAAAAAUAUGAAGAACCUAAGUACCAAUGUGCUCCAAAGCAAUUCUCUGAAGACAUGUGAACUUGAUACAAUUGAUCUGCAAAGAAAUGAAAUUCCACCACUUCCUCCUCCAAGAAGCACAUCUCGAAAUUUUCCCAGCUCCUAUUCUGAAAAAGCUCAUGAAAGUUUGAAGGAAAAUUUAGAUCACUGCAGCCACGUGGCCCAAGAGGGUCAAGAUGAAAGGAAUUGCAGUUCUCAUUUCCUUUUGAGGCACAAUGAGAUGCCUAUCCUGUGUCUAAAUGAAGGCAAGACUUUGAAAGAUGGUAUCAUGUCUCCAUCUUUGGCCCCCAAAGCCAAAAUAGGUAACAAGCCUUCAUGUAAUGAAAAUGUUGGACUUAGCAUGUGGUUGUAUGACCCUGGGAUCAGUGCAAAAAAUAGUCCCUCUCCAUUGUGGUUUCAGAAAACCUGCUUGACUCCCAAUAAGCCAAAGUGUGAAAAUAUGGUUCCAGAUCACCCUACUAAAGCUCAUCCUGAUCUGCAUAUAAGCAGUGACUAUAGCUCCUUGGUGACAGAGAGCAGCGGCCCACUUAAAAGUUUCAGUUGUGGCUUUAAGAAGACAACUAGGAAUGAAAAACUGGCAGCAAAGACUGAUGAAUUUAACAGAAUCGUAUUUAGAACAGAUAGAAAUUGUCGGGCAAUACAGCAAAAUCAAAGCUACUCAGAAUCAUCUGAAGAUCUUAAGCCCUGUGAUACCUUAAUUACUCAUACAGGUAACAUCUCAGAAAAUGACAAUGUGUCUGAUAUUCUGAAAACCAGUGUUCACGUGCCUGUGCCCAAAGAAAAUGUGCCUGACAAUCCCACCACAAUAUCCACAACAGGCCUCGUUAAACAAAUGCAGGAACACAUGAGCACCAGCAGUUACCGCAAUAUGCUCCAAGAGCAUGACUGGAGACCCAGUAAUUUGUCUGGUCGGCCAAGAUCAGCUGAUCCUAGGUCAAAUUAUGGUGUUGUGGAAAAGCUGCUGAAAACCUAUGAGACAUCCACAGGAUCUGCAUUGCAAAAUUCUAAACGCAUCCAAGAUAACUGGACCAGAUGUAAUGCUGAUGUCAGCAGUGGGCCCACGUUAAGUCAGCAUUUAGAAAUACUUCAGUUAGAACAAGAGCUUCAGCAAAAGCCAACUAUGUGUGGAGCACAGCAAGUGAAGCAAGGAGUAGACUGGAGAAAGAUAACAGAGGAAUCCAUGGCAGUGAAAUCUUCGCAUGGAAAAGGAUUUUCCCGACCGGCUAGACCAGCAAAUCGCCGUCUCCCUUCCAGAUGGGCCUCAAGAUCUCCAUCAGCGCCCCCUGCCGUGCGGAGGACUGCCCCCAGCUAUACCAUUUCUUUGAGAUCCGCAGCAUCAAUGGUCUGAGUCUCUGGCCUGGAUUGCUAGAUGACAAAAGUCCUAAUUGCCAAACAGAGCAUUCCGAGUGUUUACAGCCAAUCCUGUCUCUUCUCUGUCUUUCAAGAUCACUGGGACAAACGAUUUCAAUCUUAACUUCCCAUCAGUCUUCAGUGUUUUUAAUCUAUGGAAUAAUUAUCUUCCUGUAUUUUGAUUUCUUAGAUCAGAAUUUUUUAAUGCCAUCCUCAUUAAUUUGCCAAUAUGAUUUUGAGUUGAAACAAUGUACUAUAUUGUAUAUUCGAACUUUCUUGCAAGUAGCAGAAAGCAAGGUUAUGUGCAUGGCCAUGUGUUUGUAGAUGCAUGUGUUGCAAUGAGAAGUAUCCUAGUAUGUAUUUAGAUAAGAAAAACAUAUGUGCUAGUGUUGACUUUGAAAUUAUAACCUGUAUACCUAUGUA